This is a messenger RNA of Phragmites australis (common reed), 1502 nucleotides long. RefSeq names its product ornithine carbamoyltransferase, chloroplastic-like. The transcript is spliced from 5 exons. The record is from RefSeq and is a predicted model, not a curated record. Gene Ontology annotation, molecular function: amino acid binding; ornithine carbamoyltransferase activity. Gene Ontology annotation, cellular component: intracellular membrane-bounded organelle. Gene Ontology annotation, biological process: L-citrulline biosynthetic process. NCBI's taxonomy places the organism in Eukaryota, Viridiplantae, Streptophyta, Magnoliopsida, Poales, Poaceae. Bases 151 to 1254 code for a protein of 367 amino acids.
CUCCCUAAUCCCCCCCGCCCCCCUGCUACCAACAAAUCCCGAAUCCCUACUCCAGCCAGUAUCCUAGCUCCUACUCACGCACCCAUCCGUCACACCUGUCUCCUUCCUUCCUUCCGCCUCGGCAUCCCAAUCACGGGCGCGCCAUCCGCGAUGGCGGCGAUCUCCGGCGGCCACCUCGUCCUCUCCUCCCCCACCUCCUCCAGCCGCCUCCGGCAGCCGCUCCCCGUCCCUCCGCGCACCGCGCGGCCAAUCGCCUCCGCCGCCCGCCGCGGGGUCACGGUCGCCGCCGUGUCCAGCCCCGCCGUGGCCGCCUCCGCGGGGAAAGAUGCCAAACAGGUUCCUAAGGAUUUCCUUCAUAUCAAUGAUUUUGACAAGGAUACAAUCAUGAAGAUCCUUAAUCAGGCGCUCGAGGUUAAGGCGGCAAUAAAGUCUGGAGACAGGAGCUUCCAACCGUUCAAAGGGAAAUCAAUGGCAAUGAUUUUUGCCAAGCCAUCAAUGAGGACCCGUGUUUCAUUUGAGACAGGAUUCUUUUUACUUGGUGGGCAUGCUAUUUAUUUGGGUCCUGAUGAUAUCCAAAUGGGCAAGCGCGAGGAGACUCGUGAUGUUGCUCGAGUACUUUCUGGCUAUAAUGACAUCAUUAUGGCCAGGGUUUUCGCUCACCAGGAUAUUCUGGACUUGGCAAAAUAUGCAUCUGUACCUGUCAUCAAUGGUCUCACGGACUAUAACCAUCCAUGCCAGAUAAUGGCUGAUGCACUUACUAUGCUUGAGCACAUUGGUCGUGUUGAAAACACAAAGGUUGUCUAUGUUGGAGAUGGGAACAAUAUUGUGCACUCAUGGCUUCUAUUGGCCGCUGUACUUCCUUUGCACUUUGUAUGUGCUUGUCCCAAGGGAUUUGAGCCUGAUGCAAAGACAGUGGAGAUUGCCAGGUGUUCUGGAAUCAGUAAGAUUGAAAUAAUAAAUGAUCCCAGGGAAGCAGUUAAGGGAGCAGAUGUUGUGUAUACAGAUGUUUGGGCCAGCAUGGGCCAAAAGGAAGAAGCUGAUUAUAGAAAACAGAAGUUCCAAGGAUUCACGGUGGAUGAAGCAAUGAUGGAGAUUGCUGGUCCAAAGGCCUACCUUAUGCAUUGUCUGCCUGCAGAGAGAGGGGUGGAGGUGACAGACGGUGUCAUUGAGGCUCCCAACUCAAUCGUAUUCCCCCAGGCUGAGAACAGAAUGCACGCUCAGAAUGCCAUCAUGCUUCAUGUGCUUGGCGCUUAAUCCUCCUAUUUCAUGUCAGCAUUACGCUUUUCAUAAAUUCUAAGGCAUUACCGAGGAAUUGAGGCUGUUUUGGCUUUAGCGCUGUAAUCUUAGAGUCUCUUUGGAGGCGAGGAUAGCAGCUUUGGAACAUCUCGCUGUAUUCAGAUGACUUGAGUUGUCUGGUAACCUCAUAUUUUGUACUUCUGGAUGGUAGAUUGUUGUACUGUAGAAGGUCGGUAAUCCUGAAUAAAAAGCGCACCUUUAUAAUC